GCUACGUACGGUACUCGUACUGAAAGACUUGAAUUGAAUUCAAGGCAAACUCAUUCUGUAGCAUAGCAGGACGAGUCGUAUGGUAUGUAGUAAGUACGUACGUUCGUACGUAUCGAGAGCUGUCAUAAAUUUUCUCGUUCUCCUUUUUUCCCCUUCCAUGCCACCAACCAAGCAGCUUCCGUGACUGACGGAGAAAUUGCCCUUGAAAGAGUUUAGACUUGAGAAACGGAGUUCAAUAGGUUUCGCUGAAGAUAAUCCAAAGAAGAAAGUCCAGGGAAAAUGAUUGCCGACGAAAACAAAGAAGUCUUGGAAAAGGCCUUGGGGAAACUCCUGGGGUUCGAGGAGGGGGAAGCAGAGGAUCUCCUGGAUCACUUGUUUUCCAUAGAAUCCGAAGAGGAUCUUUCGGAAUACCUCGCCCAGUUGUUGGGAGGCAAUACUCCGGAAGUGUCCCACUUCGUCGAUAGCGUGUCGAGGCAUCGGAAGGGUGAAUGUCUCAGCUCGCGUGACGGCGGCGAUGACAAGAAGGAAGCACCCUCCAAGCCGCCUGCCGGCGAAGACACAGCGGCCCUGGAUUCCUUCCGGAUGAUGGCGCUUGGAAAGAACACGGUGGAAACACCGAAACGGGGAACAAAUUCCGGCCGAAAGAAAGAAGCAAAAUCCAGAGUGCCCCCCCCCAAGAAAAAGUACAGCGGGAAGCAGACCCAGGAGCCCGCAAAAACUACCACGUCUGUGGCACAAACCAGCAUUCGGUCCAAACCACAAAGCUACAAUACGCAGCCAGAAGAGAAGAAAGAAGAAGAAACAACGGUGGUGAAAAAAUUCCAUCCCUCGCGAGGCAAGGCAAAGGUAGUGUGCGGGUGCUUCGGAAGCAAGCACAAGGCGCUGACAAAUUGCCUUUACUGCGGCAGAAUAUGUUGCGAAGCCGAAGGGUAUGGCUUUUGUCCGUUUUGCGGAUUUAUGAUAGAAGCACCAGUGUACGUGCGCCCUGCAGUAUCAUUUUCGUUGUCAUUAUUGCUUUGGUAUUCCUCGAGCUGUGUAUCGGCUAUUCUCAGUCAUUCGAGUUCGAUCCUUCCCGUUCGAUAAAUCAAUAAUCCAAACCACUCGCCGCUUCGCUCUCAUUUCCUAAUGCGCUGUGCUGUGCUAUACUGUAUUUUCUGUCUGUCGCAGUGCUGGGGGUAGCGGCAAGGCCUUUCAGCAAAAAGAACGUUUGCUUCGAUUCGAUCGAGAUUUCGCCAGGAGAACAGAGGUAUUCGACGAUCAGGCGGAUUACCAGGGCCCCGCUACUUGGAUGACAGAAGAGGAACAAAAAGAGGCGGAGGCGAACGAACAGAAACAUCUGGAAACGCUAAAGCGACCCAAACAGAAACUCAGUCUCGUCCUGUAAUCAAACUAAUAAAAGCUACGCGACAUGAUGUAAAUCAAUUCAUGGGUUAGAACAAUGGCCAACAAAACAAACGGCACGAACAAAUUUCUGUUCGGGGCAGCAAACAUUCACGAAUGAAAAUUGUUUAAAAAGAUAGACCUGAAUGUUCAUUUUGAGUGGGCAAAGUUGCUUUUCUUUUUAAUAAUUUGGGUCCCUCGAACAUCAAAUUGGAAAUAAUUUGUUUCCGAAACGACUAGAUCGAGUGUGUCUUGUGUAUCGGCAACUCGUUCCAGCCAGCGCCGUUAUCGUACAUCUCAUAUAGUUCAUGUAUUUGCGUUUGUUUGUGUGUUGUUUUGACUGUGGCAAUCGAAAGAACCCGCUGUUCAAUCCAUAUCACCACUGUGCUUUCUUUUUCACGAGGCAAGACACGGCGCGAGGCAAGUCACCAACUACUACAGUACUAAAGGAUCCACCGCCCCCGCGUCCGGCGCACGGAUCUAGUGGGCGUGGGCAUCUUCUUCCGCCGGAAUCGGGAGCAUCUUGAAGAACAAUCCGAGAUCCUUGAUGUAAUAGGUGUUGUCAUCGGCGUGGAUGGUGAACCAGAACAUGGCGUGCGAGUCCGGGUCUUGGUACCCGACCACGCGCGACGUUCUCCUGGAUGGAAUCAGAAUUGGCGAGGCAAAGGUUCCGGUUCCCUCCGGGGGGACCAGACCAAGGUCGUUGUAUCCGUCGAUGUUCUUUUGUUCGAGCUCGUCCAAAUCCUCGAUACCUUCCAGCCCCAUCUCCUUCAUUUCUUUCUUGAUGUCCUCCGGAAAGAACUCGGGCAUGUGCUUGGGUCGUGUGUCGUGGUCUUUGUCCGUGGGGAUCAAGUGGUCGGACUUUUCGCCGAGCCAUUUGCCGACCCCGAAUGGGAUGGUGGCGCCGGACUCGUCAUCUUUCUUCUUGUCCGAGAAGCCUCGCGUUGCAGCAAGAGAUGGAGCCUGUAAGCGUCGGCCCGCAACGCGGGUAAUGCUGGGAGUUUGUUGGUUCGUUUCAUCGAUUUGGAUGAGUUAUUGAAGCAUUGUGUGUGAGUUUAAAAAAAUACCAACACAGCA
Pseudo-nitzschia multistriata is the source of this 2457-nucleotide messenger RNA. The record is from the annotation of a GenBank genome assembly. NCBI's taxonomy places the organism in Eukaryota, Bacillariophyta, Bacillariophyceae, Bacillariales, Bacillariaceae.